AUGCCUGAAUGGAGUGUUGAGACGAGUUCAUUGCGACUAAGUAGGUGGGAGGAUGAUACCUUCGCUACCUGCAACGUUGUCGCUUUGGAUACUAAAACAGAAAGAGAUGUAACUAUCAAAGGCAAAAGUGGUAGAGCAGAUAGCAACGAAGUUGCUGAUGUUGUUUCCAGGGUUGAACUUGGCGAUGACGGGCUUGCUAUAUCAUUAAAAGGCUGCCGAGAUGCAAGAAAUAGAAAAUUUCAUCUGCAGUCGUUCCAGUGCUACAGUUGCUGCGCCCAAAAGCUGCGCAUCAGUGAGAUCCGGAAGACGACCCAGGCACUAACACGGCUGGCAUCUUGCUCCUGGAAAAAGUACUGGAUCCCAGACCCGGGGUUCGAGCUAGCCACGACAUGUGACACCUCCCAAAGCAGGUUAGAGAAUAUUCAUAUGCAAGACAGUGUGCUCCGGGAACGGACUUCCGUGUCUUUAGUUGAUGCCUCUGGCUGCAUGUGCAUGUGCAUCGUCAACUCUGCGUCUACACCUAACUCUGGAAAGCUACGUAGGUAG
Messenger RNA from Bipolaris maydis ATCC 48331, 546 nucleotides. NCBI's taxonomy places the organism in Eukaryota, Fungi, Ascomycota, Dothideomycetes, Pleosporales, Pleosporaceae. The record is from RefSeq and is a predicted model, not a curated record.